CUGCCGCCAUCUCUUCCUCCGCAUCUUCUUCUUCUCCAAGAUUUGGAAGGUCCUUGACUGCACAACAGCAAUCCUCUGAUUCGUUUUCUCUGAGAAUUUCCACUUCCAAUCCCAACAUCAGUUCAAUCCAACAGCUCCACCUACUGUUCUUAUCAAGAUCCCAAAUUUUAGUCGAAUUAUGCAGGAUUAGAAGAUAAGAUAGUUCCCAAUUGCUGACCAUGUCUGCGGAAUCCAUCUUAUUGGCGUUGACGUUGCAGUUAGGCCAUGGCGUCCACCGUCUCCUUCUCCCCUUCCAACGUGCAGAUGUUCCAGGGUAGGAGCUGCCACGGUCACUCAGCAUUCGGGAGCUGCUUCGCUGUUCCAAGAGCCGGGCCAAGGCUGCGUUCCACGGCCGUCAGGGUCAGCAGCGAGCAGGAGGCUGCGGCGGCCGUAAGGGCCCCGUCAGGGAGGACUAUCGAGGAGUGCGAGGCCGACGCCGUCGCUGGGAAAUUCCCUGCUCCUCCGCCCUUGGUUAGACCAAAGGCUCCUGAAGGAACACCGGAGAUCAGGCCCCUUGACAUGACAAAGCGCCCACGUCGCAACCGGAAGUCGCCUGCUCUUAGGGCUGCAUUCCAGGAGACGAGCAUCUCACCUGCCAAUUUUGUGCUCCCAUUGUUUAUCCAUGAAGGAGAAGAUGAUGCUCCUAUCGGAGCAAUGCCAGGGUGCUAUAGGCUUGGGUGGAGACAUGGGCUUCUUGAUGAGGUUUACAAGGCACGUGAUGUUGGUGUUAACAGUUUCGUGCUAUUUCCAAAAGUUCCCGAUGCAUUGAAGACUCCAACAGGUGAUGAAGCAUACAAUGAUAAUGGACUGGUUCCACGUACAAUCCGCUUGCUUAAAGACAAAUUCCCUGAUAUUGUUAUCUACACUGAUGUUGCAUUGGAUCCUUAUUCAUCUGAUGGCCAUGAUGGUAUUGUGAGGGAAGAUGGAGUAAUUAUGAAUGAUGAAACAGUUUAUCAGUUGUGCAAGCAAGCUGUUUCACAGGCUCGUGCUGGUGCUGAUGUUGUCAGCCCUAGUGACAUGAUGGAUGGCCGUGUUGGAGCACUUCGUGCUGCUCUUGAUGCUGAGGGUUUCCAUGAUGUCUCCAUUAUGUCCUACACAGCAAAGUAUUCCAGUUCAUUUUAUGGCCCAUUCAGAGAAGCUUUAGAUUCAAAUCCAAGAUUUGGAGAUAAGAAAACUUAUCAGAUGAACCCAGCCAACUACAGAGAAGCCCUCAUAGAAACUGCAGCAGAUGAGGCAGAAGGAGCUGACAUUCUUCUAGUAAAACCAGGAUUACCAUACUUGGAUAUCAUCCGACUUCUUCGGGAUAAUUCAGCGCUGCCCAUUGCUGCUUACCAGGUCUCGGGCGAGUACUCGAUGAUCAAAGCCGGCGGGGCGCUGGGCAUGAUCGACGAGCAGAAGGUGAUGAUGGAGUCGCUCAUGUGCCUUCGGCGUGCCGGCGCUGACGUCAUCCUGACCUACUUCGCCCGUCAGGCCGCGGGCGUCCUGUGCGGCAUGGGAUCCAAGUAGGUCAACCCUGGAGAAAGGCUGCGGAGUGUCACGCGACAUGAUGAGUUUUGAGUUGAGCUGAAGCUCGUCCUGUACCCCCCAACUGGUUGCUAGUAUUAGCCCGCAAAUAUCGUGCUGAGGAUGCUUUGUACUCGGAUUACCUGAGGCCUCGAACAAGUAGGGUACACACGUGAAUGAUCUGCGUCAGAAAUAGUCGUGCAAACACUGUCAAGUUCUUCUCUUUUGUUUUUUUUUUAAAAAAUCAGAGUUGCAUUUUGGCAAUACAGAAUAACAGAAUAAGGCACUGUUUAGUUCGCGAAA
Messenger RNA from Panicum virgatum (switchgrass), 1845 nucleotides. Its product is annotated as delta-aminolevulinic acid dehydratase, chloroplastic. Gene Ontology annotation, molecular function: porphobilinogen synthase activity; zinc ion binding. Gene Ontology annotation, biological process: heme biosynthetic process. Lineage: Eukaryota; Viridiplantae; Streptophyta; Magnoliopsida; Poales; Poaceae. The coding region runs from base 265 to 1545 and encodes 426 amino acids. The transcript has 12 exons. Gene Ontology annotation, cellular component: cytosol. The record is from RefSeq and is a predicted model, not a curated record.